UAUUAGAGAUAAAUCACUAUCGACAGGAAGUACUAGAAAACAGAGUCGUCUUACCAUUUAGCCUGACAGAUUUAAAUUGAUAAGAUGGGAAAAAGACAGAGUAAAAGUAAACCUUUGGAAGGUGAUGAGAGAUUCAUGUUUCAGAAACAUGAAGACAGUUUACAAUUUAUUGAUAAAUGGAAGGCUGAAGGACUCAAAUGUACGUUGAAAGUUGAAACAUGGCAAGUAAAAGUGGGAGUUUUAGAGGAGCGUCGACGCAAGGAAGAGGAAGGCAAGAACAGGAAGAAAGUGUUAGAGGAAGUGCAGAAAGAACUCAGUGCUGCUAGGGAGUGGCUGACUGAAUCAAAAAAGAGACGUGACCUAGUGAAAGAAUCCAAGGACAGGAAAGCUACAUUAUGUUUUGUGAGGACAGGAGAUAAUGACACUACUGUGAGAGGCAAACGUAGGCAGCGAGUACAGGACCAGGAACAGAAACCCACUGAGCUAACAAACCCAGAUUUAACAAACCCAACAACCACAGCUCCCCUUCACCCACCCCCAUAUG
This is a messenger RNA of Austrofundulus limnaeus, 544 nucleotides long. RefSeq lists its product as uncharacterized. The record is from RefSeq and is a predicted model, not a curated record. Lineage: Eukaryota; Metazoa; Chordata; Actinopteri; Cyprinodontiformes; Rivulidae.